Ascoidea rubescens DSM 1968 is the source of this 2487-nucleotide messenger RNA. RefSeq lists its product as uncharacterized. The record is from RefSeq and is a predicted model, not a curated record. NCBI's taxonomy places the organism in Eukaryota, Fungi, Ascomycota, Saccharomycetes, Ascoideales, Ascoideaceae. The coding region runs from base 1 to 2487 and encodes 828 amino acids. Gene Ontology annotation, biological process: SNARE complex assembly. Gene Ontology annotation, cellular component: lytic vacuole; endosome. The transcript has a single exon. Gene Ontology annotation, molecular function: SNARE binding.
AUGCAAAGAAGAAUUCGUCAUAUCAAAAGUAUAUCGAUUAGAAACUUAUUCUUGAAUAAUAUAGAUAUCAAUCAUAAUAAUGAUAAAGACAACGAAGACGACAACAGUAAUGAUGCUGCUGAUACCCUUGAUACUGCAAAUGGCUUUAAAUCAACAAAUAUUUCAAUUUUAUCUUCUUCAAUAAGAAAAUCUCAAGGUCUAAAUGAAAAUUUAAAUAAUUCCAAUGUUGACUUGAAAGGGGAAUUGAAUGAACAUGAUAAUAUAAUAGACAAUGAUUAUAACAACACUAAUUUAAAAUCCUUAAAUGAUUCUAGAUUACUUGAUUCAUUUUUCUCACUACAUUCGAUUGUAAUCAAAAAUCAAAAAAUCAAAAUAAUACAUAAUUCUCCAUUUUAUAUAAGUGAAAUCAUUCCAAACAAUUUAAAUCCAAAUUUCAUUGAUAUUAAUUUCAAUUUUUUGCAGUUUCUCAAAGAAAUUAAUCUUUCAAAUUUAACUAGGUUUUCUCAAUUAAAUUUAAAAAUCUGGGCAAGGUACAGUAAUAACGAUGAUAAUACUACUAAUAAUAAUAAUAAUAAUCUAUGGAAUUUAAUAAUAUCAAUAAAUAUCAACUUAUCAAACUUGAUUUAUCUCGAUAAUGACAUACAAUCUUUGCAAUUUAAUAUAGAAAAAUCCAAAAAAUAUCACAAUUUAAAUUCAUCCCUGCAUAAUAAUAAUCUUAAUAAUUUGGACAAUAAUAAUAAUAAUUUUUCUUCAGCCUCUUCAAUUUCUUCAUUUAACCUUCAGUUGUCAAAUUUAUCUAGAAACCCCAAUAUUUUCAGUUCAUCUUUUCUAAAUUAUCUUAAUUAUCAGAAAAAUAUUAUAAUUCUUUCAUUAAAAGACGGGUGUUACUUAUUACCUUAUGGUUUAAAUUUUAAAAAUAUUUAUGAAAUUGAUAAUAAAUCUAAAAAUCAGGCAUUUAAUAAUAACAAAAUCUCACGAUCUUUAUCUGUAGUUUCUUCAGCUACCUCAAUUAAUAAUUUUACUAAAAAUGUUUCGUCAUUAUCUUUUGACUCAUUAAUUAAGAUCACAAAUCUUUUAUCUUGCAUUGAAGAUUUAAGAAAAAUUAUAUAUAAAUUGAACUCAAAAAUUGAGGAUACUUUGAAUAAAAAUAUUGUUUUUAAUUAUGAUAAUGAUAAUGAUAACAAUAAUAACCAUAAUCGUAAUCUUAUUCCGUUUGAUAAUAAGUUUGAUAAAAUAUUGAUACCUCAAAGCAAACUAAACUCAACGAUCAGUCUUAAAAUUAAUCAAUUAAAAACAUUUCUAAAAGCCGAAAAAAAAAGAUUAAAUGACUUGGAAAAUUUUAAAGAAAAGUUGAAACAAGAAUUGGUGUAUAAAAAGAAAAUACUUUUAAUCGAAGAUGAAGAUGAUAACAAUAAUGAUGGUUAUGAUGAAAUUUGUAAGAAUAUUGAUAUUAUUCAGUUAAAAGUGAAUGGUAAUAUUGAUAUUAAUAAUGACAACAGCAUUGACAUCAAUGAUGAUAAUGAUAAUGAUAAUGAUGAUGAUGAUGAUGAUGAUGACAGCGAUAUUGAUUAUGAUUAUGGCUACCAGAAUGGUGAUGAGAAUGAAAAUUAUAAUACACUAUUUUUAUCUUUAAGAAAAGAGGUAUUAAAAGAAAAGAAAUUGUAUGGAGAAUAUCUUAAUGAAUAUGAAAUUAUGAAUAUUAAAAUGAAUAAUAUGUUAUCAAACAAAGUCUUUAAAUAUUUAAUGGAUGUCUUCCCAAUUCAGAAUGAUGCAAGAAAUCCAUUUGAAUUCACCAUAUUAAAUUUAAGCCUUUCGCUAUUAUCAAAUAUCUUUAAAAAUUAUCCUAUAUUAAAUAUUAUCAAUAAGAAAACCAAAAUCAAUAGAAAUAUCAAUUCAAGAAGAAAUUCAAUAAGCUCGGUUAACACAUUGAAUGACUCAGCGGUAUCUGGUCGCGAUAAUGAGACAAUAAAUUCAGUUGAUCUUGCAAAUUCGCCAUUAACUGCUACAAUCAGCAACAUAAAUGCAGCCUCAACUGCGACUUCAACUAGAGCUUCUGUUUAUUCAACAAGAAAGGAUUUGUUUUCAAUACUAUCACUGACAUCAUCAUACAAAUCCAACAGAAUUGACAAUAACUUACUACUAACAACAUACCAGGAGAUCGAAAUCGAUUCAGCCAUGGGAUUUGUUGUUAAAUUGGUUAAUCUCAUUGCAUUGUACUUGUCAAUACCGCUAAGGUAUCCCAUGACUUUCUUGGGAUCCAAGUCGUAUAUUUACGAUCCAAUCUCAAAGAUAUCGAGCAGCAAGAUAUUCCCACUUUGGUUGAAGGACAAUCAAAACUACUUGUACAAGUUUGAGUACGGUUUGAUAUUGUUGAACAAGAACAUCGAGCAGUUGUGUCACGAAGAAGGAUUGGUGGUUCCUGAAAGCCGGAACAUCUUGGGGAAUCUCAAAACGUUGUUGCUUUACCUUGCUUCCAAAGACCGUUAG